This is a messenger RNA of Mobula hypostoma (lesser devil ray), 1097 nucleotides long. It is a transcript of the gene c11h11orf96, whose product is annotated as chromosome 11 C11orf96 homolog. The record is from RefSeq and is a predicted model, not a curated record. Lineage: Eukaryota; Metazoa; Chordata; Chondrichthyes; Myliobatiformes; Myliobatidae. The transcript has a single exon. The coding region runs from base 128 to 496 and encodes 122 amino acids.
CAGAGGCUGCGCACACGUGGGUCGAAGUCUCUGUAUAAAUGGUGUCUCCAGUGCCGAUUGAGUCAAAGUUGCGGCAACUCGCCGAGAGAGGAGACGGUGCAGAUCAAAGGCCGGUGCUGUAAAGCGGAUGGCAGCGGGCAAGCAGGGCGAGGUGGUGGGAAUCAGCACCAGUUACCAGGCGGUGAUGCCAAGCUACGCCGGGAUAACGGAGGAGUUCCCACAGUCGCUGCGGCGCCAGCUGCAGAAAUCCAAGCUGAAGCAGAGGCGACCCCGGGAAGCCAGGUUCAAAACGCAGCCGGUCACCUUCGAUGAAAUCCAAGAGGUGGAGGAGGAAGGGGUCUCGGCCCUCGAGGAGGAGAAAGCCAAGAAGUCGUUCCUGCAGUCGCUUGAGUGUCUCCGGAGGAGCGCGCAGAACUCCCGUGCCCAGAAGGCAACUUUAAGCAACUCAAAGCUGAGGUAUAGCUUGGACUCGAGCGACUCGGAUUCCGCCCACUGAUCGCCGGGGCACCGAACCGCCCCUUAAAAGUACUGUGCUUCAUAAUGAAGUUUUAAAAAGCUGUAUUUUGUAAAAAAAAAUCUAUUUUCAAAGGAGAAACCUUUACGCAUUGAUGGGCACAAAUCAGGAAUAAAUACUGAUGUGAGAUACUGCUCUGUGCUUGGAUGUUUGCUGGUGGUGGUGGUGGUGGUGGAUAAAGGCUUGUUCGCGGAACCUUGCUCCUCUGCCCAAGUCACGGAGAACGCAGCGUUGGAAAGGAACGGCCCAUUCCUUUAUUGGACAUCAUUGAAGUUGUGAUGAGGAUAUAAACGCAGCUCAACUGCAAUUUAACUGUUGUUUUCUAUUCUGCUUUCAGAACUAUUAAAAUGCAAGAUGCAAUUUCCAGUAAAAUUCCUUUCUAUACGUUGUUGGAUUGCACUACAGAUGUUCCAAGCGUUAGCGAUUUAAUAGCUCGGCUCCUGCCAAAUUUCAUUUAUGUAAUGCUUUUACUACUUAAAUCAGUAAUUUAUAUGUUUGUAUUUUGUGAAACUUGCAACAAAGCAAGAUUGUAAUGCCUCGUGAUUAAUAAAAUUAGUGAACACUUAAUAUCUUACUUACAAUG